CGGACGUACGGCUCCCCUCGCGGACGUAGCGUCAGUCUUGUCGUGUAGGUCGAAGGGAGAAGUUCUUGUUAGUUGGAUUCUUGAUCGUACCUUGGCUUUCUUACUGCUGUUACUGCCACUACUACUAUUACUACUACUACUACACUACUAUUACUAUCACCUCUUCCACCACCACUACCACCACCUACACUAUAAUUUCUGCUACUACUAUUUCUUCUUUUUCUUUUUCUUUUUCUUAUCCUUAUCCUUAUCCUUAUCCUUAUCCUUAUCCUUAUUCUUGUCCUUCUUACUCCGUAUUUAACACGUUCGAAGUCGAUCGCGAAAUCAAGCGCGAUUAUCUCGUUCGUCGAAUUAACGAGACUUCAUGAAAUCGUGCGGGAUUUUUUUUUUUUUAUAUAUAUAUAUAUAUAUAAAAGAAAGAAAAGUUCGUGACAGUUUUUUAAUCGUAUUUAACGAUUAAUGUCGUGUUAUCGACGAAUAAGAGGUAUCACAUAAAUCUCCAUCAAUCGAGAACGAAUAUUGUUCGUCAAGUGUGAAACGUCGAAGAUAAAGGAUAAAGGAUAAGGAAAAGAAAAGAAAGAAAAAGAAAAGAAAAGAAAGAAAAGAAAAAACUGAAAUGCCAGUUCAGUUCGAUUCGUCUUUCGCUUUUAUAUAUCGUACGGAAUGAACGAAAGAUAUAUAAUAAGAAGAAGACCGAGAGGAUAAUAAAUGUCCCGUUACGUUUAUUAUCGUUGAUAUAUAUAUAUAUAUAUAUAUAUAUAUAUAUAUAUAUAUUAUAUACACAUAUAUAUAUAUAUAUAUAUACACACAUAAUUCAGAAGAUAUAACGAGGUGGACAAAGUGUUAUAUAAGGAAUUGGAAAAAAGAAAAAAGAAUCCGGUGGGGCGACGUGUAUCGGCAGUGUGAAAUUCUAACCUCGAAAUCGAGCGACGCCAUGCGGGUAAUGACGCGAUCCAGUAUCUCCAUCACAUCUUUCCAGCUCUUCGACUAAUAUCAAAUUUGUGAAUUUUCUCUCUUCCUCCUAUUUUCCUUACUCUCUUUCCUCUCUUUCUUUCUUUCUUUCUCUUUCAUUUCUUUUCAUUUUCUCUUUUUAUCUAUCCAUCCUUUUCUAUCUCAUUCUCUUCCGUUUCCGGUACUCCCAACGGAAAACUCCGCGGACUUUGACGAGGGUGAGAAGACACGAACUCAAAGUUCUUUGUUGGUAGCUGCUAUAGCUGCUGCUGCUGCUACUACUACUGCUGCUGGUGGUGUUACUGCUACUGCUCCUGGCUGGCUGGGUGCCUGGCUGGCUGGUUCAGCAUAACGAGCGGCGCGCGAGUUUUCAACGGCGUGGUGCGUGGUGCUCGUUGCGCUCGUGUGUGUCCUACGUCGUGCGUGUGUAAUACGUGCGUGUAACCGGUACAAAAGAGAGAAAGAGCGAGAGAGAGAGAGAGAGAGAGAGAGAGAGAAGUCGACGCCUCCUUUUGCGUCUCUCCCUCUCUCUCAUUCUCAUUCUCUUUCGCGUGCGUGCGUGCGUGCGUGCGUGUUUGUGCGUACGUGCGUGCGUGCGCGCAAGAGCGAGAGCGAGAGGAAUCGCGAGCGCGAGCAAGCGUGCUCGCGCGUACAUUCGCGACGUUUCUCUCCCCGUCUAUCAUUGUCUCGGCUCUUCGAGUGACUCGUGAAAAUUUUUUAUCGGCUUUUGUUUCGCGUCAAGCUGCGGAACACCACACGGGUGACAAUGAGGAGGGUGGACCCUCCUUCCUGCGAUAGCUCGGACCUCGAGAUUUGACGUCAUUUUUCUUUCUCUUCUUCCUCCCACCCCUAUCCUCAUUUUUUUCCUUCCUUUGCUUCUUUCUAUGACGUUUGACCUCUCAUCCUGGGCUACUUCGAUAAUCGAUCUCUUUUGGAUUAUAUACUACUACUACUACUACUCUCGAUCAUCAUCCAUCGCGCGUGAUAAUAUAAAAAUCCUUUGCAACCUUCUUCUACCCCUUGUUCGCCCGAAGAAGAUAUGCAGUCUAACACGAUACUACGUGACGUUGCCAACACGGAGAAGUUAAUGAGCAACAACAAUAAUAAUCUGAACAACAAUGGCUCCCCUGGCACCACCGACAUAAUGUUCCAGAUGGAGGAUGAGGGCCUCACGCAGUUGGGCAGCGUCUUUCAGUCAGCCUACCAAUCCAUCGUGGGUGGUGGACCACAGUAUGGCUCGGACGAAUUCGGACAAGACUCGCCGAGAUAUACAUCGCCUAAAGCUGCGGCCCUUUAUGCAGAUCCAUAUUAUAUCGAUGGGAAUGCAGCGGGUACGGGUCCAGGUGACCCAUGGACGGGAGGUGGCGGCGGAGUUCAGCCCCCCUACAGUGGAUACGCUCCCCCUCACCUAGCUCAACCGGCCUACCCCAUGCACCUACCCCAUGAUCCCAUGGCAUACUCGGCGAUGUCACCGAACGGUGAACCAGCGGCGCCAAUUCUUGGCUCAGCUGUAACCAGCGCGGCUUCGCUUCCGCCGAUGUCGACAUUCCGAGGUAGCGCCGCUGUUGCGGUAGCAGCGGCGAAUAGUGGCACUGGAGCACCUUCUCCGGCCUCUUUGCAAUAUAGUCAUAGUCCUGGUGCACCGACCACUGCUCCAUCGGCGCCAAACGCCGCACCCGCAAACAAUCAACAACCACCAACGGGGGACACCCUCGGCAAGACCCUUGCAUCUGUAGUGAGCACACGAAUCUAUCCCACGGACCAAUCAGUAUCGAGUUAUAGCAGCAACCCAUCCACACCAGUCAGUUCGCCACCACCCUUAACGGGAUCGGCACCAGGUUGGGCACCUGGUGCUGCACCGGUGUCGCCACACUUCACGGCAGAUCCAAACCGUGGCACCAUUCACAUGCCGGCGCCUGAACAGCAGAGGCUAGACGAUGCCAUCGGCUUCCUUCGCGACCACGCCGAGUUGGUACAGGGAACGCGGAUGGAGGAACGACUGGACGAUGCCAUAAACGUUCUCAGGAACCAUGCGGAAAGCCAAUUGGGCCUUCACUUAGGGCACGUUGGUCCACACGGUUCUAUUUAUUCUCACACAUCACCACCGCAGUUGGACCAUUUGACAAGUCCACAUCCUGCGGUAACGGUAGCGCAACCACCGGGUUCAUAUCCCGGUCUUACACCAACACCCGACACAGAUGGUUCUAUUAAAAUAGAAAGGUUACCUGUUACCAAUGCCAAAUACAUCUCUUUAGAAAAGAGAAAAGAUCCGCCGGACAGUAGCGGCGGUGAAACAAAACCUUCGAGUAGUGAAUUAGCAGCGGCCGGUGUAAUUGGUACGGCGACGGUUAAUUCGACGUCUCAAGGAAAAGGAACGAAGAGGUCGCGCAGGUAUUGUUCGAGUGCUGACGAAGAUUGUGAUGAUCCUGGCACCAAAGCGGUGCGUGAAAAAGAACGUCGACAAGCCAACAACGUUCGUGAAAGUUCGAGCGCUGAGGAUGAGGAUGACGACCCUGAUGUGAAAGCGCAAAGGGAGAAAGAGAGGCGACAAGCAAAUAAUGCUAGGGAAAGGAUACGUAUUAGGGACAUCAAUGAAGCUUUAAAAGAACUUGGAAGAAUGUGUAUGACACAUUUGAAAACGGACAAACCACAAACAAAACUUGGUAUCCUUAAUAUGGCCGUAGAAGUUAUCAUGACGCUUGAACAGCAAGUUAGAGAACGAAACCUUAAUCCAAAAGCAGCAUGUCUAAAAAGAAGAGAGGAAGAAAAAGCAGAAGAUGGACCAAAGUUACCUGGUCAUCUGGCGGCACACAUAACACAUCCACAUCCUCACCCUCAUGCACAUUCUCAACCACCUUUUCCCGCGAUGCCUGGUCCACCACCUUCCCUUCAGCACAAUCCAACGCAGCCACAGUAGCAGCGGCUCUGCGGCGGUAUCAUCCUGUGUUAAGGGGUAGAUACACCUUAAAAUUGGCUAGUCUACAAAUAUGACUUGUAUCCACUUAUCAAAACUUUUUCCUAUCCUUAUGGGCUAUUAAAGUAUAAAAAUAUUCAAUGGUAUUAUGUCGAUUGAAUGAAAAACUUCUCUUCCAUGUCGUUCAGUAUUUUAACAAUGAUGAUCUAUGAUUUUACAUAAAGGCUCAUUUAGAUUUCUUUUUACCUUUUUCUUUUUUAUUAUUAUUAUUAUUAUUAUUAUUAUUAUUAUUAUUAUUAUUUUUAUUAUUAUAAUUAUUAUAAUUACUAUCAUUCUUCUUCUUAUUAUUAUUAUUAGUUUUAAAAAUAUUUUUUAAAUGAUGCUGUAAAACGUAGUGCCUAUUAUGCAAAAAAUUGAAUCAUUAUUACGAGUGUAUGGAACAUUCAAUGAGACAUAUGUGAUCUUUUGACAUUUUUUUUUUUUUUUUUACGUCGGAUAAGGAAAGGAAAAAGUAUCGAUUUGUAGAGAUCCAAGCAUAGAACAGGUAGUCUUAAGAAGCAUCUACCCUUUUAAGGCGGCUUGAAAUUAUUUUUAUAAAUAGCAAGAAGACAAAGGAAUAUGGUUCCUCUCUUUCGAGAUAUAAAAGUUUGUAGUUAACGAUCGAGAUCUCACUAGCUCGAUCUAAGCCCCGUUGUCGGUAUAUAUUGACUCGCUUUUAUGACCUAAUAUAAAUCGAACUUACAGAGAAUCGUGGAAUUGAUGGUGUUUAAAAUUUAUCGACUAUACGGUGAUCAUUACAAUUUUCAGUAAUGUCACUUCGAUAGAUGAUUUAAGACUUACGGAAUGCGCCAUUUUACAUAUUUUAAUUGUAAUGCUAAAAGUAUCAAUCGUUUUCUUUUAUCGCUGAACGUUUCUUCAAUCAAACUUUCAAAAGUAGAUUUGUACAGAGAUGAUAUUGAAAAAAUUCUAUGUAAAAAAUAAUUGAAACUUAACGAUUUUGUUUUUAUUGAUAAGAACAAAAAGAAAAAAGUUCUCUUUUUUUUUUCUUUUUUUUUUUUUUUCUUUUUUUCUUUUUUUUCUUUUUUCUCUCCAAAGUAAUAUAACGGCACAUACCGAAGUGAAUACGAUUAUUGAUAAUCAUAGUCAGUUAUUUCUUGUUUCUUUGUUUGAAAUUUUGCAUAAUAGAGAUAUUUUUAUUUCCAAAGAAACUUGGAAAGAAACUUAUCGGCAUAUCAAUUGGAACUGUGAUAAAAUAGCAACAAAUAUUUAAGGAAUGUGGACGUAUUAUGCAACAGGUAUGAUUAACUGAAACGUCAAAAAAGAUACUUUACAUUGCGUAUGAUUUUUUUUUUUUGUAUUUAGAAACACUGCCGGAAUUAAAGCCGAACGUAAUUAAAUGAAACGAUUUGACGUUUUGGUUUCAAUGCGUUCAUUAGAUGGCUCUAGUUCUGUUUAUGUUCAUGAAUGUCGAUAAAGUUGCGGACUGUGUCAUGGAAUCGUUCGAAGCAGAAUUUGAUUUUAUCAAUGAUAAAAUUGAAAACAUAAAAGUCGCAUGUUUUGUGAGAAGUACACUUAAGACAUACUAUAUAGAUGGAAACUUUUUACAUUAUCAGAAAUCUAAUUACUGAAAGAUGAUCAUGGUAAAUAUACAGUCUUUGUAAAUAUGCCAUAGUGUUUGACGAUUCAACGCUUUAAGAAACGAGUUAUGUUAAGGUAAGAAGAAACCAACAGUACAUAUGUAUCCAACACUAAUUAAUUUUCAUAACUUAUUACUACAUGCAAUUACACAUCCAUGAAACUCUGUUAUCAGUGAUUAUGUAUGAUUUUCAUUUAAUGAUUCACUAUUACAUAGAUUUCAUUUUGAAAUCGAUCAAAAAAUUUUUUUUUUUUUUUUUUAAUUCCUUUUUUUAUUUUUUUUUUUUUAAAUUUUUUUGAAACUAAAGAAUAUGUGAAUUAUAAGUAAUGAUAUUUUAACAAAAAAUUUUUUGUCUGUGACAUUAAGAUUUUUUAUACAUUGACUAUUACAGAAAUUAUUGAGAACAGAAUUUAUACAGAAAGGUAUUUCUGAAAAAAAAAAAAAAAAAAAAAAAAAUUAAAAACAAGUAGUUAAGAAAUAAAGACAAAUCGAGAUCAAUUUUAAUAUGGUUAUAAUCAGUGUUGGAGCAUGUCAAUUGGUAUUAAAUUGGCGUCUUCCGUUUAUUCCACUGUUAUUAUGACUAGUAUAAAUGUAUGUGAGCAAAUUUGCUAAUACAUUAUAAAAUUAAAAAGUUUACAAAAUUUUCGAUACAAUACUGACAUUAUCUUUGUUAAUAGGAAACCAUAAUCAAUUAGUUAAAUACAACGCAGGUUUUCCUAUCUCGUAUUUAAUGAAAGAAUGUAUGCAGUUUGUAUUAUAAAUUAUUUUAUUAGAUAAAUUCUUUAUUUCAAAUCAUUACACGGAUCUGAGUGGAUCGUAAAUGAACCGAACCGAACCGAACCGAAUCGAGUCGAAUGAAUGACGUUAAAUUUUUCAAAUGAAAUGGGUAUGCACAAUUAAUAAUUCAAGGUUUAUAAAGAAAAAAAAAUUUUCCAACGAAUCCAAAGGUCGAGACGUCGCAUAUUCAAUUCAUUUGAUUCGACGAAUGAUGUAUCAUUGGACUCGAUUAUUUAGAUCGAAUGAAACAAACGAUUUGCUCAGGUUUAAUUAGGCAUUUUAUAUAAUGUUAUUAAUGUACGUAUUGUAGCUCGUUUAAUACCUUUAACUGCAGAGAAAGAAAGAGAGAGAGCUGUGUAUAUGUUCUUGUUACACUUAUCUUCUGCAAAUCGAAACUGCAAGGAAAAUGGAAAAAAAGAAAAAUGUUUUAAUCCAUGUAUCAUAUAUACUUAAUCGUUUAUAUAGAACUUAUUUGUAAAAUAUAUCUUUUUCACAAUGAAA
Molecule: messenger RNA, 6779 nt
Organism: Vespa velutina
Lineage: Eukaryota; Metazoa; Arthropoda; Insecta; Hymenoptera; Vespidae
Product: transcription factor 12
Exons: 14
Coding region: 1991-3868 (625 amino acids)
Biological process (GO): regulation of transcription by RNA polymerase II
Cellular component (GO): transcription regulator complex
Molecular function (GO): DNA-binding transcription factor activity, RNA polymerase II-specific; protein dimerization activity; RNA polymerase II cis-regulatory region sequence-specific DNA binding
Source: RefSeq, a predicted model, not a curated record